This is a messenger RNA of Pecten maximus, 2442 nucleotides long. RefSeq lists its product as uncharacterized. Gene Ontology annotation, biological process: proteolysis. Gene Ontology annotation, molecular function: cysteine-type endopeptidase activity. The record is from RefSeq and is a predicted model, not a curated record. Lineage: Eukaryota; Metazoa; Mollusca; Bivalvia; Pectinida; Pectinidae.
AUUACUGACGACGUCGAGAAGGCCACUUGGCCUGAGGAUGGCUGCCCUGACAGAGAAAGCCGCAACACACAAGAGAGAUUAUGAAAUUGCAUUGCAAUGUGACCUGAUCAAUGCAGGAAUAAUUGAGCACUUUGAGGAAGAUCCAGAAAAGCUGUUAAAAGCAAAAAGAGCCAUCCUGCAUUGCAUAUGCCUAGACAAAGAUCCAAAAACUAAAGACUUCAGAAAACAAAUAAGGGAAUUGGUGAACGCAGAAUGUGACAUUCCAAGCCAUGAUGAUGUUUUUAAAUUUGAAGAGGACCAAAAUAACCAGGACGGCACAGGAAUGAAAAGCAGUUGUGAGAUAGCAAAGGAUGUUACAGACAGCAUUCCCCAUGGAUGGACGGGCACAGAAACCACACCCACAGCUGAAACAGACUCUCAAAUCACACCCGAGGCUGUAACAAACACUCAAACCACACCCGAGGCUGUAACAGACACGCAGACCACACCCGAGGCUGUAACAGACACGCAGACCACACCCGAGGCUGUAACAGACACACAAACCACACCUGAGGCUGUAAGAGACACACAAACCAUACCCAAGCCUGAAACAGACUCUCAAACCACACCCAAGGCUGAAACAGACACGCAAACCACACCUGAGGCUGUAACAGACACGCAAACCACACCCAAGGCUGAAACAGACUCUCAAACCACACCCAAGGCUGAAACAGACACACAGACCAUACCCGAGGCUGUAACAAACACUCAAACCAUACCCAAGCCUGAAACAGACUCUCAAACCAAACCCAAGCCUGAAACAGACUCUCAAACCACACCCAAGGCUGUAACAGACAAACAGUCCACACCCGAGGCUGUAACAGACACACAAACCAUACCCAAGGCUGAAACAGACACACAAACCACACCUGUUAUAUGUCAGAGAGCUCUAGAAACUGAAAACAUAGAUGAUUCACAGUACAAAAUAGAGUCCGAGAUUGACAAGCGUCUUGCUCUUUACAUUGGUAUUAGACAUUUUGAUCGAAGAGGUGAUGAUGGGAUGAGCGAUGGAACAGGGACGUACGAUGAUGAAAUGAAUAGGGAACAUGAAGAAAAAAUGGAUAGAAAAGAGUUAGAGAGAGUUUUGGAACAUUUAAACUUUACAUUCAAAAGCAACAACCUUGAAAAGGAAACAACAGAAAAAGAAGUUGAUGCACUCAUAGAUACAGUAUUGACAGAUGCAGUAAACAAAAAGGUUGGAAUCAUUGUUGUCAUGAUAAGCUCACACGGAGAGGAAGCCUUAGAGCAGAAUGAAAACAACAAAAAUAAAAAUAUACUUCGACAUCGCAUUCUGUUGGAAGACAAAUGUUUGUACAUAGACGACCUUCUGAAAAAGUUUGAAACGAAGAAGCAAUUAAAAGGCAUCCCUAAGUUAUUUUUUAUUCAAGCUUGUCGGUCUCGAGUAACUGCUGACAGGAAAGACAGGGAAGACAGGGAAGACAGGAAAUACAGGGAAGACAGGGAAGACAGGAAAGACAGGGAAGACAGGAAAGACAGGGAAGACAGGGUAGAUAAAGGAGUGGAACUUUUGGUAGAAGCAUCUGGAACAGAGAAUGGUGAGAUAACAAAGCUGAUCAAAACUCUUAAAACAGAUAGGAGUUUGCCUGACGCCAGGCCGAGGAAUUUGAAUAAACUGCCAAAACCGGCCGUUCAAAGUGGACCUCCAGUAAAACCAGAAGACACCAAGCCGCACAUGGAUGAAUCUGAAGUGAGAAACAAGAAAACAGACCAAAUACAAACCAGACCUAAUGUGGAGCAGACAAUACAUGAAGCUGACGCCAGGUCAAGAAAACCUUCUGAUGAGAUAACUGUUGAGCCUAUUCCAAAAGAAGAAAUCCCGUCUAUAUCUUGUAUUGAAGACAGUUUAGUCAUGUUCGCAUCAGCUCCAGGUUCGUGUUUUGUAACUUUUUUAUACUUCAGUAUCAACAAGGUCAUUACGAUAGACAUUGACUAUAGAAAGAGGAUCUUGUAAAUCUGCAGAAGUUGUCUUCUGUACUGUCCCUCUAGUGGAGGACUUUGGUUGCAACUGUACAGGGUGUCUACAGCAAUAGGAAUGCAAAAAUGAUUUGUAAAGGAGACAAAGAAAACAUUUCCUGCAGCUUUUAAUCGGUGAAGAAGAGAAUAAAAAGCAAUGCACAUAUAUUAUAAUUGUGAAUAGAAAACCAGUCUAUUCUGGGUCUCGCAUGUAUACCUUCAUUGAGAGGUGUACUGAGGAUGUUUUAUAAUGAAUAAUAAAGAUUCCGAACUAUGUACAGGUUCUCAGGAAGUAUACUCUUAACUGUUUUGGCCAGCAAUACAUCUGGACUAUUUUUGGCCAGCAAUACAUCUGGACUAUUUUUGGCCAGCAAUACAUCUGGACUAUUUUUGGCCAGCAAUACAUCUGGACUAUUUUUGACCAGCAAU